Molecule: messenger RNA, 3104 nt
Organism: Rhinolophus ferrumequinum (greater horseshoe bat)
Lineage: Eukaryota; Metazoa; Chordata; Mammalia; Chiroptera; Rhinolophidae
Gene: NLRP8
Product: NLR family pyrin domain containing 8
Exons: 10
Biological process (GO): regulation of inflammatory response
Cellular component (GO): cytoplasm
Molecular function (GO): protein binding
Source: RefSeq, a predicted model, not a curated record
UCAUCCUUGCCAUCCUCGCCCUCUUCCAACUCCCCUUUCGAAAAUGGAGUCAUGUUGUACAUGCUUUAUUUAAGCAACGAGGAACUACAGAGGUUCAAGCAGCUUUUAGUGGAGGAGAACCCCAGACCUGGCCCCAUCCAGAUCACCUGGGACCAGGUGAAGACAGCCAGAUGGGGGGAGGUAGUUCAUCUUUUGAUAGAGUCCUUCCCUGGACGACUAGCUUGGGAUGUGACUCACGACAUCUUUGCCAAGAUGAACCAGACAGAACUGUGUCUUCGGGUACAAAUGGAGCUAAAUGAACUUCUACCUCACUUGGAGCCAGAGGACUUGUACCAAAGAGGAACAGAAAUGAAUCUGGAGGAAGAAGACUCUGAUGGACUCCGUGAAUACAGACUGCAUGUGAUGGACCAGUCUUCCGCCCUGUGGGACAAGACAUCGUGGCCCAGGAACCACGUGGACUUCUUUUACCAAGACAUUCACAGGCACAACGGACUUUUACCAUGUCUGUUUCUUCCCAGGAGACCUCAAGGUCGACAGCCCAAGACUGUCAUCCUCCAGGGAGUUGCUGGGGUUGGGAAAACAACCCUGGCCCAGAAGAUGAUGUUGGAGUGGGCAGAAAACAAGUUCUACUCCCACAAGGUCUGGUACACUUUCUAUGUCCACUGCCGGGAAAUGGCCCAGGUGGACCGGCAGAGCUUGUCUGAGCUGAUGGCACGCAAGUGGCCCGGGUCUCAAGCUCUGGUGUCUAAGGUGAUGUCCAAGCCAGAACAACUGCUGCUCCUCCUUGACGGCUUCGAGGAAGUGACAUUAACCCUCACGGACAGACCAGAGGACCUGAGUGAAGACUGGAGCCAGAAGUUGCCUGCGUCUGUCCUCCUGGCCAGUGUGCUGAGCAAAAGGAUGCUUCCUGAGGCCACGCUCCUGGUCCUCCUGAGGGUCUCCUCCUACAGGACCCUCAAGCCCUUUCUGAAAUGUCCCUCUUUUAUCACCCUUACAGGGUUCAGUGUGGCUGAAAGAGCUCAGUAUUUCAGGACGUAUUUCAGAAACAAGAGGCAGGCUGACGAAGCCUUGGGUUUUGUUGCAGGGAACACGAUCCUCUUCUCCAUGUGCCAGGUGCCUGUGGUUUGUUGGAUGGUGUGUUUGUGUCUGAAACAUCAGAUAGAGAGAGGAGCCAGUCUCGCCCACGUGUAUCCGAACGCCACAGCUGUCUUUGCCCAGUAUCUGUCUAGCGUGUUUCCAACCAAGGUUGAAAGCCUUGCCAAUGAGAGUCACCAAGAACAACUGAAAGGCCUGUGUCAAGUGGCGGCAGAAGGUAUGUGGAACAUACGAUGGGUGUUUGAUAAGAAAGACCUUGAGCGGGCCAAGCUGGAUGAGGCGGCCGUGGCUACUCUCCUCAAUGCAAAUAUUUUUCGAAGGGUGGCAGGGGGAGAAGACCACUAUGCCUUCACCCUCUUGAGCUUCCAGGAAUUUUUUGCAGCCUUGUUGUAUGUCCUUCACUUCCCACAAAAACUCUGCAAUUUCCAGGUGUUGGACUACGCUCAGGCCAUACGCCUGAUGUCACAUACUGGAAGAAAGAGAAAUCACCUCACUUACAUGGGGCUUUUCCUGUUUGGCCUUUUAAAUGAGAGGUGUGCUCGCGCUGUGGAGCUGUCCUUUGGAUGCAGGGUGUCCUUGGAGAAUAAAAAGAAACUGCUGAAAGUCGCAGCCCUGUCACUUACCGCGCACCACCGGGUCCCACAAUUAUUCUACUGUCUGCACGAAAUCCAGGAGGAGGCAUUUGUGAGUCACACCCUACAUGAUUGUCAUAAAGCAACUUUGGUCAUUAGCAAGAAGAAAGACAUGCAAGUGUCUGCUUUCUGCCUCAAGCACUGUCAACAUUUGCGGGAAAUGGAACUGACUGUGACCCUGACCGUCACCAAAGCGUGCAGUCUCGGCUCAGACCCCCUUUCUUGCCCUGAACCAGAAGGCAGCAAUCGAUGUUUCCUCUGGUGGCAAGACCUGUGCUCUGUGUUUAGGACACAUAGGAAUUUGGAAGUCCUGGCUGUGACAAACAGCUUUAUGGAGCCUGAUGCGGUGAAGGUUCUUUCCACAGCCCUGAAACACCCUGCAUGUAAGCUACGAAAACUGAUCUUUAGGCAUGUGAAAUCUUCCCUAUUGACUGAAGACUUGAUGCAAGUUUUGAUGAAAAACCAGUAUCUGAGAUACUUGGAAAUACAAGGCACAGAAGUGGGACACGAGGCCAUGGAAACUCUAUGCAUGGCCUUGACAUGCUGGCAGUGCUGUCUGCAGUGUCUGAGGUUGGAAGACUGCUCAAUCACCCCCAAAAGUUUGCUUGAUCUUGCCAGGAAUCUCAAAAGUAACCCACACCUGAAGACUCUAAUGCUAAGAAGUAGCUCCCUGAUGAACUCUGGGAUAUAUUACCUAUCAUUGGCCCAACUAGAGAGACUAUCGCUGGAGAACUGUGACACCACAUUGCUCUGCUGUAACAGUCUCGUUUUGCCUCUCAAGAAUCCCAACAAUAUGCUGACCCACCUGAGUUUGGCAGAAAAUGCCUUGACGGACGAAGGGGCAAAACAACUUUUGAGUGCCUUACGACACAGCAAGUAUCCUCUGCAGAGGCUCGUGCUGAGAAAUUGUGCCCUGACCUCUGACUGCUGUCAGGAUAUGGCGUCUGUUCUUGAUAAAAACAAAAACCUGAGAAGUCUGGACCUGGGUUUUAACAGCCUGAAGGAUGAAGGGGUUAUCCUGCUCUGUAAGGGCCUGAUGAACCCUGACUCUGGACUACAGAUUCUUGAGCUGGAUGGGUGCCUGUUCACCUGCAUCUGCUGCCAGGCCAUGGCUUCCAUGCUCCUCAACCACCAAUGUCUGAGGUAUCUCGACUUGAGCAAGAAUGACAUUGGGCCCAGUGGCAUGGUGCUCUUGCGUGAGACCUUUCAGAAGCGGAGAUUGAGAGCAAAGGUCGUUCUGGAGAAGAAACAGAGUUGUAGAGUGGAUAUGAUGACAAGGCUGGAGGGCCCACAAGUGAAAAAUGAAAUCCUGAAGAUAAUAAAGGACUAGAAUGCUGAGGGCAGUAUGGAUGAAUUGAGCCAGUGACCCCGUGGAGA